AUGCACCACAGUAGGUCUCUGCUGUUUUCUAAAACAACUUUUGUUUCGUUUCAACAGUUAAUUUUUGGGCAGCGUGGAGUAUGUUGCAUUCCACACCCCCAAAAGGCCUACCGUGGGGGUGAGGACGCUUUUUUUUCACAUCCCUAUGGUAUUAGCGUUGCAGACGGUGUGGGUGGAUACUCCGAACAGGGGGUUGACCCAGCCGUGUAUACUCGAAAUGUCAUGUCUUUUUCCUUAGAGAAGGUGAAGGCAAACGUAUGUGAGUCCGGUACUGCUUCUGCUCUGGAUGUUCUAAAUUACGGCUGGAAAAUGGCAAAUACAGCUGCGCAGCCAGGUGGCUGCCCGGUGACUAUGGCAACCAUUGUGGAGCAUACUUUUGCUUCUAUUCUGAACCUUGGUGACUGCGGUAUUAUUGUUUUAAGAAAGAAGAAGUUAUUGUAUCAAACCACCACACAACAGCAUUCGUUCAACUGCCCAUACCAGCUUCCCCACGACCCUCCGGACCUCGGGGAGGAAGCCAAGAUUCAACUUAGGGAGGGUGAUGUAUUCCUUUGUAUGAGUGACGGUGUGCUUGAUAAUAUCGAGGUUGAUGAUCUAAUCAAGCACUUAGAUAAUGUUGAGCAAAGUGGAUGCAAGCAAGUGGCGGAGGCAAUAGGCAAGCACGCAUCGCUUAAUGGACAUAAUCGUGAGUUCCUUUCCCCAUUUGCUAGGCAUGCUAGUCAAUUGGGGUAUCGAUAUAUGGGCGGGAAACUAGAUGAUAUCACAGCGCUGGUGGCGCGUGUGACUCCAGCCACAUCAAGUGGACUGAUAAAGGAGAACUCUCGUUGUGCGGAACUAAUUGAGGAGCUUCUUCCGUUAUCUGGAUCUUCCAGUUGA
Messenger RNA from Phytomonas sp. EM1, 876 nucleotides. The record is from the annotation of a GenBank genome assembly. NCBI's taxonomy places the organism in Eukaryota, Euglenozoa, Kinetoplastea, Trypanosomatida, Trypanosomatidae.